Messenger RNA from Maniola jurtina (meadow brown), 873 nucleotides. RefSeq lists its product as uncharacterized. Lineage: Eukaryota; Metazoa; Arthropoda; Insecta; Lepidoptera; Nymphalidae. The transcript has a single exon. The record is from RefSeq and is a predicted model, not a curated record. The coding region runs from base 33 to 779 and encodes 248 amino acids.
AAAGUGUAUUUUGUUACUACAUAUUACAUUAUAUGUCACCAAUAAAUAAAUUCAAUUCUGAUAUUUUUUUAUUUAUUUCAGGAAAACUGGUUUCAACUAAAUGGAAUAAUAUACGAGAUUCAUGGCUUAAGACGGUGAAAAAACAAAAAGAUGAGUCUAAAUCUGGAUCUUCGGCCAAAAAGACACGAAAUUAUUUAUAUCACGAGCAAUUAAUGUUUUUGAAAAAGGUCUCCGAACCUCGACCGCCUCAUGAGUCGGGUUCAAAAAAAGCAAGAACCGAGACUGAAGUAGGCAUGGAAUCAGAUUUUCGUUCAUCUUUAAUUAAAGAUAAAAGAACAAUUGAUAAUAAAGAAGUAAAUGAGAAGAUGUCAAAGUUUUUGGAUUCCAGAAUGAACCCAGAAAAAGAAAACCAUCAUCUUUCUUUUUUCAAAGGCAUUAUACCAGUCUUGAACACUUUAACUAUCGAAGAGACUUUAGAAUUUCAAGCCAGCGUCCUGACAAUGUUGCAAAAAAUUAAAAGUAGGAAUUAUGAGAGAGAGAAUUACGGACAUUGGCGUCAUUAUAAUCAGAUGACCGGACCAGAUCAGUAUACUCGCUCUGGAUACUACACACAUCCUAAUCAACAGGCGACACCUACGCAAGAUCAACACUCUGGAUACUCUACAACACCUAUACCAUCAACUUCUUCCCAAAUUCCAGUGAAUCCAGUUUCGCCAACAGCAUCUACUCAUUCCAUAUACUCCCAAGAGUCAGAAUAUUUAGAUUUUGAAGGGUUUUAAAUUUGAGUACAAAUAAAUACUUAAGUGACUAAUUUGCAUUUUUAAUUAAUAAUUAUUUAUUGUCAAAAGAACACACACACACACUUUACCUUAA